Wallemia ichthyophaga EXF-994 is the source of this 1653-nucleotide messenger RNA. Its product is annotated as putative drug/proton antiporter YHK8. Gene Ontology annotation, biological process: transmembrane transport. Lineage: Eukaryota; Fungi; Basidiomycota; Wallemiomycetes; Wallemiales; Wallemiaceae. The record is from RefSeq and is a predicted model, not a curated record. The transcript is spliced from 6 exons. Gene Ontology annotation, molecular function: transmembrane transporter activity. Bases 1 to 1653 code for a protein of 550 amino acids.
AUGGCUACACAGGCUAAACGUUUUGAGGAUCUCAACGCGGAGAAGACUGAAAAGACUCAGCACUCAUCUGGCAGCUCGUCCAACGAGCCCACCAAGAACGAAGGUGGCGGUGGCGUUUACUUUGAGAACAAGACCGCUGAAGGCAAGAUAAUCCUCACCGAGGAUGCUGCACCUGAGUGUACUGCACUUGCUUUCUCCGAAAAAAAGAAAUGGGCAAUUGCUGGCGUCGUCGCAUACGUCCAGCUGUCGAUGAAUUACAAUGCCUCAGUCUACAACAACGCUCUAUCAGGAAUGACUGAGCAUUUUGGCAUCUCAACCCCUGCGGGAAAAACUGGACAAAUGAUUUUCUUGGUUGCGUACGCUUUCGGAUGUGAGUUGUGGGCGCCCUGGUCUGAGGAAUUUGGUCGUUUCCCGAUUCUUCAACUCUCCCUAUUUUUGGUAAACAUUUGGUGCAUUCUUUGCGCUCGUGCUCCUAACAUUGGAGCUAUGAUUGUUGGCCGUGGUUUAGGCGGUCUGUCUUCCGCUGGUGGUAGUGUUACUCUUGGAAUGGUAGCUGAUUUAUGGGGCCCUGAUACUCAACAGUACGGUUUAGGAUUCAUCGUUUGGAGUAGUGUAGCUGGUUCAACUGCUGGUCCAAUCCUCGGUGGAUUCGUAGAACAAUUCGCUGGACCAGGACCAGCAUGGCGUUGGGUCUUCUACACGCAGCUUAUCUGGGGUGUCUCAGCUCAGCUUUUGCAUUUUUGCAUUCCAGAGACCAGAUCGACCAUCAUGCUUGACAGAGAAGCUAAAAGAAGACGCAAAGCAGCUGCUAAAGAAGGUAUUGAACUCAACAUCUGGGGUCCAAACGAAGUACGCGAGCAACGCCUGAGCAUGAAGGAAAUUCUCGUCAUCUGGUACAGACCAUUCGAGAUGUUCAUACGCGAGCCAAUUGUCUUGUCUUGUUCACUGCUCUCUGGUUUCUCAGACAUGCUUAUCUUCAUUUUCCUGGAUAGUUUCGGUAAAGUUUUCGCACAAUGGGACUUCCAGACUUACCAAGUCGGUCUCGCCUUUGUCUCUAUUCUCAUUUCAUACUUCUUGGGCUGGGUCAGUUUCCUUCCAUUCUUCAGAAGACAAGAGUUGAAGAGAAAAAGGGGUGUCUUUGUACCUCCGGAAGAGCGUCUUUAUUGGUUACUUUGGACCGCCCCCCUGGAAGCCAUCGGAUUAUUCGGCUUUUCUUGGACCUCUUUUGGACCUGAUCGUGACGUACAUUGGAUUGCGCCUUUGAUAUUUGCUGCUUUGAUCGGAAUAGCAAACUAUGCAAUCUACAUGGCGACGAUCGACUACAUGGUUGCAGCUUACGGACCGUAUGCCAGCUCAGCGACUGGUGGUAACGGAUUUGCAAGAGAUUUCUUAGCAGGAAUCAGUGCAAUGUUCGCUUCACCAUUCUACAAUCACUUUGACAAUAACACAUUGGAGAUUCCAAGUACAAUUCUCGCUUGCAUAGCGACUGUGCUUAUCAUUCCAAUCUUCCUUCUCUACUUCUACGGUGAAUCAGUCAGAAAGCACAGCAAGUUUGCGCAAACUCUGGCUAGUGAGCGUGAAACAACGGACCUUCGCCACCAAGUUCGUGACGAGAAGACGAAAAACACGGAGCAUAUUGAAAACAACGCAUAA